Messenger RNA from Acaulospora colombiana, 277 nucleotides. The record is from the annotation of a GenBank genome assembly. Lineage: Eukaryota; Fungi; Glomeromycota; Glomeromycetes; Diversisporales; Acaulosporaceae.
AUGCCUCGCGAUUAUUCGCCCGUAGACAGCGAUGCUGACAUUGACCAAACACCAGUACGCCGAUUUAGACUCAGGAAAGACGGAGUAGCGCGUGCAACAUCUCCUUUAUCCCCAACACAAUCUCCUGGGCCAGAUAACCUGGACAGGGCAAUGCAACAGUUUCAAUCUUCUUUCAACACAACACCCCUUGGAUCACGAAUGAGCGCGUCUAGUGCUCAAAACAAUGCGCCGAUCGCGUCUCCAACGCCACAACGCCAUGGUUCAGUUUCGUCCAGUA